GCUGGAUCGAGUGGGUCUGGACGUGGGCCCCUGUAGAAGAAAUCUCAUCGAAGGCCGACGCAGAAACGCAUCCAGUGCGCAGCUUCUUGGUCUCUGCCGAGCAUAAGUCUGAAACAAUAAGCACGAUGGUUCUUGUGGAAACACUUCACAGAAUCCGCGCAGAGUCUCGCACUGAGAAACAAGCCCUGCGACGUUGCCGGUACGUGAUGGACACACUUGGCAAGUUUCAAGAAUGUUGGCGAAGUACCACGAUCGAGGUGGAGCUGAGUUUUCCUAAUGUCAAGGGGAACCAAAGGAGAUUACACACUGGCAACUGGAAGACGUGCCAUAACCUUGCUGCGUCGGCGCAUAGUACUGCUUUCUCUCGUGAGCUUAAUGGCGUUCGUGCAGCGUUGGAACAACUGAAGCAAGAGCCUCGCAAAUACAUCAAAUCACUCGAGAAAACGCGAAAGAGAUACGCCGGCGCGGAUCUGUGGAAAUCAGAGCAACCGGGUUGGAAUGUAAAAGAUCAAGACUACAGCGGAUGGCAUGCAAAGAGUGACAGAGAACAAGCGGAGUACGGAAGACGCAUGAGGACAGAGGUGCGAAGGGCGGAGUUUGCGCCGAAAUGUGAAACCAAAGAGAGACUAAUCUACUACACAGAAAAAACAGCGGAACUCCGUGCGAUAGAUGAGCGUGCGCUAGAACGUCUAACACAGUUCCAAAAUUUGCAAAAGCACCUUCUGCGAUCGGAUGUUGGGGAAAAAUACUUAUCGGCGACUCGUCAACUUCGUUGCGCGAUGUGUCUCCUUGUUUCGCCUUUGGCUUUUUAUGUAUUUCCGCCCCGGUUUAUCGAUGUCCAUGAGGAUUGCGAGCGGCUUUGUUAUGGCUCGGCUUUUGUGGUUUUGGUCUCUUUUCUAAAUCUGCUCUGGCUCGUUCUUCUUAUUAGUUUCUAAUGUGAUCUGUCUUACUCCGUAUUUGCUUCGAAGCUCGCCAGCAUUUUUCAUUAAUCAGGAAGCGCGCUCCUUUCUGCUCUUCAGCUACCCAGUAUAAUUAUGCUGCGUGAGGUUACUCCUGUGGUGCGUGGCUUCAUCCUCCACCAGGAGGAACAAACAUGAAAUAGCUGCACAUACUAAAUUGCUUCUCCAUGCAUCUUCUAACCUUUGUUCUAUCUCGUGAAGCGAGCGAGUUUCGUUGCGCAGGGUAUCGGGCUUUUAACUGAAGAAGCAGCUCGUAUAAGGAAGCGGAAGACAGAAAAGGCUAUUGCAGUAGCGCGGGGUGCUCUUGGUCUGGAGUCUUCUGUUUCAGGAGCAAUCAUCGAGCCAAUUCCUGGAAGUGAGGCGCCUGAUCUUGGCGGGGGUGACGAUGUUCCCAUGUCUAUGCUUGACGAAGUCCAUGCGUCUGCAGAUGUGGCUUCAACGAAUGCAGCAACUGUGCACACAUUACCGGAACCAAAGGCGAAGGCGAAAGCUAAGUCAAAAGGAAAGGCAAAAGCGAAAUCGAAAAGAAAAGCUGGCGCAGAGAAAGAAGCGGCGACCGUUGGCGAUGGGACAUGUGAAGCCACAGGUGACGGCGAUAAAGAUGCAGCGGGCUUCCCCAGUGCUUCUCUCGCCGAUCCUUCUCGAGAAUUAAUCGUUGUGAUCGCGAAGAAGUUGCUCGAAGAGGGACGCGAACACCUACCAAAACAAGAGCAGAGUACUCCUGCGGCAGCGUCAUCUUCUACGCGCAGUUCAAAGAAAGCUGCCAAAAAGGUUGCAGCAAAAAAGCGGAAAGCUGCGCCAGCCUCAACUUCGGCGGCAACUGCGUCUGCAUCGUCAUCAGCUCAGGAAGCUCAGCAGGAGAGUCGCAGUUGUGCUGUUGAGGUAGCAGCGUACCUAGUCACCUGGAGCAAAUUGAACAUCGACAGAGCGUCGCUUCUUCCCCUGCGUGAUGCUGCCGGGGGGUUCCUUCAAUCAUUUCGAGAACAGGUUGGGAACCACACACCAGAUCCCGCGUCUGAGCUUCAUCAUGAUGUCGCGGGUCGUUUACAACUUAUUCGUGACAUUGCGGGCGACGUCAAGGAAAAAGAGCUAGUACUAGACCAGCACCUCACGCGGGAUACCAGUUAUGUGAACGCCGAUUUUCUGGACGCAGAACCUGAGGAAAUAUAUUACUUCUCUGCGGAUUUCGAUGUAGAAACAGACGACACCAGGCGGGACCUUAGAAGGUUUGUACGCAGCCGCGUGCGAAUAAACGACGACGAAGAGUCUGGCCCUGGGUUGACAUUUUGGCGCGAUGUGCCAGUUCGCGAGGAUGCGCAUUUACGGAGCGAUGAUGGGCGAGCGCUCUAUGUGGUUUUUUCUAACUUUUUGCCACUUGUGCCGAAACGACGGGAACGAGCUCCAAAGGCUCUCUCCACACUGGAGAGGGACCUGGGUGCCUUCAAUAGGAGGAAUUUUUUAUUCCGUCGGAGACAACGACCUGGGCGCAGCUAUGAAGUUUAUCAAUUCUUAUGGCUAUCAGAUUAUCCCACUGCUGUAGUUACUAUAGUGUCGCAGAGCACACGCGCCGCAAAAAGAUCCAGGCAGUGCUGAGAAGAGUGAGUAGAGCAAUCAUUGGCAUGAAUGGCAUCGCCGAAGAAUGGCGUUGAUCUUGUGGGUUCUUAUUUUAUUUAUUGGUUGCUAUUUUUAUACAGCAGGGCCCACAGCAGGGCGCGACUCUGGCCAGCGUCUUUGUUGUUGUAAGUUCCUCUAACCCCUGCAGACCGCAUGUCGGAGCUUCUAGUAGGCGAAGGGAUCGAAAUGCAAACAGAUGAGCUCGAUGGUCCUAUUUAUUCUGGUUCGAGAAUAUUCGACGAAAGCGACAUUUUCCGAAGAGGACACUACGGAGGAGACCUGAGCGAGUACCAGAGGCAGCAGCUUCUCUCGCGAAUGUCAGGAGACAACAUCAAGCGACUCGCGUCAACAAAUCACCCUGAGUGGCGCAUCCGACGGUACAGGCGUGGAGAUGCUCCGUCACGAGUGGGGCCCAACCAUGCGCCGCAUGUUCAGUAUGCAGUAUCAACAGACUGCACUCGUGCAGGGGUCAAGCAGCGCAGUAGUCCGGAAGGUGCCAGAUUUUUCUGGUGUCUCGCAGGCGGUAAAGUCGGCGACGACUGCCCGCUAGUGCCUGAAAUUUGUCGAAGCGUGUUUCUGUGUCAGCCUAGCACAGGCGAGCAUCAAAGGCGAAUCAAUCAAGACAACGGCGUGGAAAUGCCGGAAGUAAGCAGGUAAUGGAUAGCUUUUGGCUUGCGUUUUGUCGGAUCGUUUUGAAUAGCCAAUCAUGCUGUUAAGAGUGUUGCUCUUUAGUUUUUAGAUGAAGCCUGUCUGAAACUAUGUGAGACGUGGCGUGUCGGUGCCAUGUUGAACAUCGGAAAACGCAUCAUCUCGGGCCACCGCUGUGGAUUCUAAAAGAUCAAACUCAGGCAGUGCCAGCCCCAACGAGUCGCAUCCAUCUCGUGCGCAAAUCUUAAACAGUCUCAGCUCAAAGAGAUAGCAGCGGCCUCAUCGUUAUAGAUCGCUUUCGUGUCACUGAUGGCCUGACUUAGGUAGGCUCUGCCUCAGAAUCAAUCUCAGCGGUGGCCUCGCUUGUCUCACUCGCUUGAAAUCGGGAGGGUUCUGAAGCUCAUACCCACGCGCAUCGAUUGAGAUCAUGGGCGGGAAUGUCGGCGAGAGUCUCGAGGGGAGGGCUCUGGCUCGAUCGCAAAUCAUCAGGCGUGAGCUCAAAUGACCAAACUUACUGUGUCGCCAUGAGUCGGAUUGAUCUAGGGUGAGCAUCUCACUCAGUGCCAGGGCAGUGAGGUCAAUAGUCCGACCAUCCAAAAACACAGGCUACAUCAAGAGCUGUGGAUUCGGCGCGCGAGGUUUCUCCUGAGUCACUGGGAUGAAGAUCCGAACGAAAAAGACGAGGCUACGAAACAGGCCAUCGCGAAACGAUUCAGAUCGUUUGUGGGUGUUUUGCAUGAAGAGCACCGCGCAGCUUGCGACGCAGAUUUUGCGCUGCAUAAGGAUCAGGAGACGCGUCGGAAAGAUCUGGAAACAGCAAAGACUGUGGCCACUUUGUCUGAUGAAGUGACCUGGUAUCUUUCUGCGUUGCCAACCUAUCCGUUGAGCAUGGUGGACGAAGUAGAUGAAGAGACUCAAUAUCAAUAA
Molecule: messenger RNA, 4148 nt
Organism: Amoebophrya sp. A25
Lineage: Eukaryota; Dinophyceae; Syndiniales; Amoebophryaceae
Source: the annotation of a GenBank genome assembly